CUUUCUUAUUCUUAUGGAUCUUUGUCGUCGGACUGCUGGUUUGGUGCAUCCAUUGCCAGUUUCUCAGGUUGGAAGCAGCAACAUUCAGGUCCGCCUUCAUUACAUUGAUGGGAACUACACUGUUUUGCCAGAAGUAGUUGAAGCUUCCCUCGGACCUCACAUGCAGAAUAUGCCUCGCCCUAGAGGUGCAGAUGCUGCUGGGCUGCUAUUGCGUGAAUUAGAGCUCCAUCCACCUGCUGAGGAAUGGCACAGGAGAAAUAUGUUUGGUGGACCUUGGUCUGAUUCAGAAGAUAUGGGGGGCGUGGACGAUAAUUCUAAGCUUAGCCCAUCAAGGGACUUGACUGAGUGCAGUUCAUCAGAAAACUGUGACGUAUCUUAUGGAGCUCAUGGUUUGUGGCCAAGGAAACGUAGGAUGUCAGAACGAGAC
Molecule: messenger RNA, 427 nt
Organism: Nicotiana tabacum (common tobacco)
Lineage: Eukaryota; Viridiplantae; Streptophyta; Magnoliopsida; Solanales; Solanaceae
Source: RefSeq, a predicted model, not a curated record